GGUCCACGAAUUUGGGAUUGAUCCGAAGCUUCCCGGCAGAGGAAUAAAUAUAUGGACAAGUAAGCGAAGUCACAGCACAACUCAGAACCCCACAUGCCAACUUGUAGCAUUUCAAAAUUGGGCCAUGCGCUCUCCCUGCGCGUGCCUCCCACUCUCGUCGCCGGCUCAAAUGUUUGUUAUGCUUGGAUGAAACGUUUACUUCUCUCUCCUCUCUCAAUGCAGAAGCCAACACUGGAAAGAACACACACAAGAGUUUGGAAUCCUCACCCAUCACCUAUGCAUCAAUUGUCUCUAUUAAACCAAAUUACUAUAUUAUAGUGUGGCGUCAACCCAUCUCGUCUCUCUCUCUCCGUGAUUGGUCAAAUUGUAGUUCGAUGUGCCCUAGAUCUCACACACACAUACUAUAAUUAUAUAUGCGCGGACGUACAUACAAUACAGAUCAUUGUGUUCCACGAUUGAAUUCCUCGCAUCUCUUCCCUCUCCUUGUUCAGGGUCCGCUUUAGGCGGUUAUGUAAUGUUACUUUGGUGCAUUUCGUAUUUGAGGCGAGCUGUGGAACAAGAUCGAGUAUUUUUUUAGAAUUCACAUGCAAUGCAUAAUUUCUAGAUGAAAUCAACUCAGGACUGGCGUAUGGGCACAAAAGAAUCAUCUAUGUUGCUUAUGGCUCGCCAACGCAGCCAUUUAAAGAAGCCAACAUGGAUUAUUGUAUUGGUCUCAUUAGUCAGCUUGUUCUUGAUUUGUUCAUAUCUUUAUCCUCCUCAGAAUUUCGCAGCAUGUUAUGUAUUCUCAUAUAAUGGUUGCGAGGCAUUGCAAAAUUGGCUUCCUCCUGUACUUACCAGAGGACUAACUGAUGAUGAAAUUGCUUCUCGAGUUGUAAUUAAAGAUAUCCUUAGUAGGCCUCCCGUUGUAUCCCUGAAUCCCAAAAUUGCCUUCUUAUUUUUGACACCCGGUGCUUUACCGUUUGAGAAGUUAUGGGACAAGUUUUUCCAGGGCAAUGAAGGUAGAUUUAGCGUGUAUGUGCAUGCAUCCAAGGAUAAACCUGUUCAUUUCAGCCGUUAUUUUAUCAAUCGAGAAAUUCGUAGUGACACGGUAGAGUGGGGAAAAAUUUCAAUGGUUGAUGCUGAAAGACGGCUUCUAGCCAAUGCACUCAAAGAUUUAGACAACCAGCAUUUCGUACUGCUUUCUGACAGCUGCAUACCACUUCGCAGCUUUGAUUUUGUGUAUGACUAUCUCAUGCACACAAAUGUUAGCUUUAUAGAUUGCUUUGAGGAUCCUGGUCCUCAUGGAAGUGGCAGGUAUAUCAAAUAUAUGUUACCUGAAGUAGAGAAGAAAGACUUUCGCAAAGGAGCCCAGUGGUUCACAAUGAAGCGGCAGCAUGCUAUUGUAAUCAUGGCUGAUAGUCUCUACUUUAGAAAAUUCAGGGAGCAUUGCAAGCCAGGUAUGGAAGGAGGACGCAACUGUUAUUCAGAUGAACACUAUUUGCCAACAUUUUUCCAUAUGCUUGAUCCAGCUGGAAUAGCCAAUUGGUCAGUAACACAUGUUGAUUGGUCAGAAAUGAAGUGGCACCCAAAAUCAUACAAAUCGCAGGAUGUUACCAUGGAGCUUUUGAGAAAUAUUACAUCUAUUGCAGAAAGUUUGCAUGUAACAAGUGACAAAAAGAGACAAGCCAAGCUUACACCUUGCUUGUGGAAUGGAGUCGAACGUCCAUGUUUUCUAUUUGCAAGGAAGUUCUUACCUGAAACACUGAAUAAGUUGCUACGUCUUUUCCCCAAUUAUACAUCUAUGGAGGAGGAUUGACAGCCACAAUAUGGAUUCUUUGGUCGAUUAAAGCCAUUGCAUUCGACCCCAUUCAUCUCCAUUUCUAGUCUAGCUUCUGUUGUUGUAAAACAAGUGGUGCCAUGCAAGUGCAAGCAGAGCCACAGAAGGUGCAGAAAUGGCCAACCUCGGUACGAUCAUUUUAUUCGAGCUAUUUAUUUUCAUGCUUACAUUGUGGGGGCAAAAAGACCUCGGGGGACUUUGAGCUGCACUGUUGCGAUUUUUGUCCCUGUGGGUUUUCUUUUUUUCUAUUUUAUUUUAUUCAAAUUUGUUUUUUCCAGCCAGUUUUCCUUCCUUAAAGUUGGCAUUCCGAAAUGGGGAUGCCGACAUAUUGCAGUUGUGAUGUAAGAAACUUUCUACUUGUUUCAUACUAGUACUACUUGGUCUAAAUGUCCAUAAAGUAAUUCAUUGAUCGUUUUUAUAGAGUUUUUGAGGUA
Messenger RNA from Salvia miltiorrhiza (redroot sage), 2250 nucleotides. RefSeq names its product glycosyltransferase BC10-like. The coding region runs from base 605 to 1795 and encodes 396 amino acids. Gene Ontology annotation, cellular component: membrane. The transcript has 11 exons. Lineage: Eukaryota; Viridiplantae; Streptophyta; Magnoliopsida; Lamiales; Lamiaceae. Gene Ontology annotation, molecular function: glycosyltransferase activity. The record is from RefSeq and is a predicted model, not a curated record.